AUGGUCAAUAAUCAAGACCAACUCCGCCAACCCAUCUUAGACUCGGAACCCGAAGCCUCCAACCAUGGCGAUGGCUUGGAGUCUCCACUUGAGAAGGUGCUAUCUGACACCCAACUGCCCUCCUUCAAGAGACUCCGCUUGGCCACAUGGAUUGAACUCAAUCUCCUCUUUCGCCUUGCAGCCCCUGCCGUCUUGGUUUAUGUCGUUAACAACUUCAUGUCACUUUCCACCCGUGUCUUCGCCGGCCACCUCGGCAACCUUGAGCUCGCCGCCGCCUCCCUCGGCAACAGCGGCGUCCAACUCUUCGCCUACGGCCUCAUGUUAGGCAUGGGAAGUGCGGUGGAGACUCUAUGUGGACAAGCCUACGGUGCCGAAAAAUAUGACAUGUUAGGCAUAUACCUCCAAAGAGCAACCAUAGUCCUAACCCUCACUGGCCUUCCACUGCUUCUCAUCUUCCUCCUAUCCAAACCCAUCUUGAUCUUAUUUGGUGAGACACCAAAGCUGGCUGCAGCAGCCGCCGUUUUCGUCUACGGUCUUAUCCCACAAAUCUUUGCCUACGCCAUCAACUUCCCGAUACAAAAGUUUCUUCAAGCCCAGAGAAUUGUGGCCCCAAGUGCCUACAUAUCAGCAGCUACACUUGGAGUGCAUUUAGUGCUGAGCUGGGUAGCUGUGUACAAGUUGGGCAUGGGGUUGAUAGGUGCGUCGUUGGUUCUGAGCUUGUCGUGGUGGAUCAUAGUUGGGGCUCAGUUUAUUUACAUCCUAAAGAGCAGUCGGUGCAAGGAGACGUGGACGGGUUUUAGUUUGCAAGCGUUUUCUGGGUUGUGGGAUUUUCUGAAACUAUCGGCUGCGUCGGCUGUGAUGCUGUGCUUGGAGACUUGGUACUUUCAGGUACUAGUGUUGAUUGCUGGGUUGCUCGAGAACCCUGAGCUCGCGUUAAAUUCUUUGGCCGUAUGCAUGGCGAUAUCUGGAUUGUUGUUCAUGGUUUCAGUCGGGUUUAAUGCAGCUGCAAGUGUGAGGGUAAGCAACGAGCUAGGUGCUGGGAAUCCAAAGUCAGCAGCUUUCUCAAUUCUAGUGGUAACAAUUGUGUCGUUUAUGAUUGCUGUCGUGGAAGCUGUGGUUGUGCUCUCCUUCCGUGACGUCAUCAGCUACGCCUUCACCGACGGUGAAACCGUGGCCAAUGCCGUCUCCCACCUCACUCCUUACUUGGCCAUCACUCUUAUCCUUAACGGGAUUCAACCAGUCCUGUCCGGGGUGGCUGUUGGAUGUGGAUGGCAAGCAUUUGUGGCGUAUGUGAAUGUUGGAUGCUAUUACGUGGUUGGGAUCCCAUUAGGCUGUCUUCUUGGAUUUAAGUUCGACCUUGGUGCUGAGAAGCUCCCACUACAUAAUACUACUUCUUCCAACUUAGCAUAUAUCGAGUUGGAUAAGAAAAGGGAUCUGGACAGGGAUGAUAGGAGGAACAUUAAUGCAGACCAUCAUCCUACUGUGGGUAACAUUUCGUACGGACUGGAAUAA
Molecule: messenger RNA, 1512 nt
Organism: Prunus armeniaca (apricot)
Lineage: Eukaryota; Viridiplantae; Streptophyta; Magnoliopsida; Rosales; Rosaceae
Source: the annotation of a GenBank genome assembly